AUGAUUCAUGGUCCAUGUGGUACUCUUAAUAGUUCAUCGCCUUGCAUGGCUGAUGGAAAAUGUACUAAAAAUUUCCCUAAAGAUUUUACCAAUGAUACGGUCACAAAUGUCGACGGAUACCCAAUAUAUCGUCGAAGAAAUCCUGAAAAUGGCGGACAGUCAUUUAUUAAAAAUAUCAUCAACACAGACAUUGAUAUUGACAAUCGUUGGGUGGUGCCAUAUUCGCCUCUGCUGAGCAAGACAUAUAAUGCUCAUAUUAAUGUUGAGUUCUGCAGUUCUGUGAAGAGCAUCAAAUACAUUUGCAAGUAUGUCCAUAAAGGCAGUGAUAUGGCUGUGUUUAGAGUGGAAAAUACUAAUGUGAAUGCUCCUCCAGUGAAUAAAAACGAUGAAAUAACGCUCUACCAAAUUGGUCGGCACAUCAGCUCCAAUGAAGCUGCUUGGCGUAUCUUUGGUUUUCCAAUUCAUGAACGGGAUCCAGCAGUUGUUCAGUUAGCCAUCCAUCUUGAAAACGGUCAGCGUGUAUUUUUCACGAACGAGACAGCGAUUGAUCGUGCAAUAAAUCCACCUAAAACUACACUCACUGCAUUUUUUGAAUUGUGUAAUCGUGCGGAUGAUUUUGGUGCCUUUGCACGAACAUUACUCUAUUCACAAGUACCACGCUAUUUCACAUGGACUCAAACAAAAACAUGGAUGCCCCGCAAGCAAGGCUCACCAGUUGCUGCAUGUCUCAAUUUAUUUAAAUCAAACGCCUUGGGGCGAUUAUUUACAGUCAAUCCAAGACACACGGAGUGCUUUUAUCUUCGACUGUUGUUGGUUAAUGUUACUGGCCCAUUAUCAUUUCAAGAUAUACGUAAAGUGAAUGGGCAACAAUAUCCAACGUAUAAAGAUGCAUGCCUUGCACUCGGCUUGCUGGAAGACGACAACCAGUGGGAAUGCAUGCUUGCUGAAGCUGCAUUGAACUGUACAGCAAUACAAAUUCGCUAUAGUGUUGACUACAUGUUUCCCAGCCCGAGUACAGAUAUUAUGGGAAAAUCACAAAGAUUCAAUGACUGA
Molecule: messenger RNA, 1053 nt
Organism: Argiope bruennichi
Lineage: Eukaryota; Metazoa; Arthropoda; Arachnida; Araneae; Araneidae
Exons: 1
Coding region: 1-1053 (350 amino acids)
Source: RefSeq, a predicted model, not a curated record